Crotalus tigris (Tiger rattlesnake) is the source of this 2057-nucleotide messenger RNA. It is a transcript of the gene EMX2, whose product is annotated as empty spiracles homeobox 2. NCBI's taxonomy places the organism in Eukaryota, Metazoa, Chordata, Lepidosauria, Squamata, Viperidae. Gene Ontology annotation, biological process: central nervous system development; brain development; regulation of DNA-templated transcription. The transcript has 3 exons. The coding region runs from base 326 to 1015 and encodes 229 amino acids. Gene Ontology annotation, molecular function: DNA binding; DNA-binding transcription factor activity, RNA polymerase II-specific. The record is from RefSeq and is a predicted model, not a curated record.
GAAAGAGGGGGGGGGAGAGGAGAAGAAGAAGAAAAAAACCCCAGAACUUCGCCCAGCAACUUUUUUCCCCACUUAGUGGAUGAAGGGAGCGCGGGAGCCGAGAGGAGCGGCUGCGGAGAGCGUCUCCCUUCCGGGCGCUCGCCUCUUCAUGCGGCCGACCAGUUUCCCUCCUGCUGCCGUCGCUGGCGGCCGUCCGGCGGCCAGACUCUGGAUCUAGGCGGGCCGAUCGCUCCGAUCUCCUGGCCAGGACCCCGAGGAGGAGGAGGAGGAGGAGAAGCGGCGGCAAGCCGCAGGCCAGCCGGAGGAGCGUCUGCUCGUCGCCAGGAUGUUCCAGCCCACCCCGAAACGCUGCUUCACCAUCGAAUCUCUGGUGGCCAAAGACAGCCCGGCUUUGCCCGCCUCCCGCGCCGAGGAUCCCAUCCGGCCGGCGGCGCUCAGCUAUGCCAACUCCAGCCCCAUGAAUCCUUUUCUCAACGGCUUCCACUCGGGCGGCCGGGGAGUCUACUCCAACCCGGACUUGGUCUUCGCCGAGGCUGUCUCGCACCCGCCGAAUCCCGCCGCCGUCCCGGUCCACCCCGUGCCCCCGCCCCACGCCUUGGCCGCCCACCCGCUGCCUUCCUCUCCCUCGCCUCACCCGCUCUUCGCCUCGCAGCAAAGGGACCCGUCCACCUUCUACCCCUGGCUCAUACACAGAUAUCGGUACCUGGGCCACCGGUUCCAAGGUAAUGAAACCAGCCCGGAGAGUUUCCUCUUGCACAACGCCCUGGCUCGGAAACCGAAACGGAUCCGCACCGCUUUUUCUCCAUCCCAGUUACUGAGGUUGGAACACGCUUUUGAAAAAAACCACUACGUGGUCGGGGCAGAAAGAAAGCAACUGGCCCACAGCCUCAGCCUCACGGAAACUCAGAUGAUUAUUUUCCACUUAAAAGAAGAGCUAGAAUGGAAUGAAGGCCUCUCACUGGUGGAUUCUGAAGACAGCAACGCAGAAAAAGCUCCUAUCACAAAAUGUUUGUAAACAUUUUUAUCGAGCAGGUUGAAAGAGGGAGCCGGAUCUCAAAGACAGUCCUGAAGCCUAGUUUCUGUUCAGUGAUAAUACAAAGCAGCAGGAAUCUUGUAUUUCUAGUUCCCUUCAGUAUAUUUCAGCUAUUUUUUUUUAGAAGUAUUAUAAACAUCAGGGGCAGAAAAGAUGCAGAAAUCCUUAAGGGAGUCUCAAACUACUUAUGUGUAUAAGUGUUCUGGUGCCAGUCUUUUAUUUAUGUAACCCAUGUGUAUUCAUUCCAUUCUAUCCACUUGAUAUACUGAAUUAUGUUGUUGGUAAAACUGCAUGUCACUUUCAGCAUCCUGUUGAGUUCUGUUCUUAUGAAUGUCGGAUUCUGCUUCACACGGGAUCCCUUUUUUCCUACCAUUUCGAAGUGCAUCUUUGAUUGUAUCAAGAGCAGUCAAACAUGUAGACUGCAGUGAGCACUACUGAAUUUCAACCCUAAUCUGUCAAAAAAAAAAAAAACAACCCCCCCCAAAACCCCAAAUGUGAUUUUUUAUGCUUAGUUAUUUUUUUUGCGGGAGGGGGCAGGUUGGAGGGAAAUUUAUAGAAAAAUUGGAUGAGGAAACCAAGACAAUCACCCAUCAAAGAACAAUGCUCAGAACAGCCUGGAAAAAGAGAAACAAGUGGAUUUGGAUUGGCCAGAAUUUUGGUUUUGUUAACAGUAUAUUUUGUUUCGACCUUGAAACAAAAUUUUCAGAACAUUAGAUUUUGUUUGGAGCACAGAACAUUUGGAGGUUUGUUUCAAGCGUAGGACCUUUUGUGCACCGUUGUGUAAAAGAUUUUACAAUUAUCUGCUUUUAAUGCUGUAAUAACCCUAUCCUAAUUUUCUCCUUUGAAAACUUAUACAUGACUAAAAGAGAGAGAAAAAAUGACCCUGUCUUAUGUCUUUUCCAUUAAGUGUAUUUGUUGGGUAUUAUAGUUCUUACAUAUUCCUGUCCCAAGAGUCAUUUGUCACUUAUGAAGGAAGUGAUUCUCAGCAGGUUUCUUUGAAUUAAAGACAAAAUGUACGAGCAAA